This is a messenger RNA of Syzygium oleosum, 666 nucleotides long. RefSeq lists its product as uncharacterized. The record is from RefSeq and is a predicted model, not a curated record. NCBI's taxonomy places the organism in Eukaryota, Viridiplantae, Streptophyta, Magnoliopsida, Myrtales, Myrtaceae. The coding region runs from base 1 to 666 and encodes 221 amino acids. The transcript is spliced from 3 exons.
AUGGAUGCUAGAGCGAUAGAAAAUCCAGGAGUUGGUGCUGGGGUUGCAGGGGAACCCAGAGUCGAUGUUAGACCUGUAGAGGACCCUAGAAUGGAAGCGGUCAUGAGGACCCUAGAGCAGAUUGCUGCCGAGGCCGCUGCGGACGCUGUUGCUAAUAAUAAUGGAAAUCAAGGGCAGGGGCAAGUGAAUGUGAAUAGACCAAUGCACCAACUGGUCGAGCAGUUUAUGAAGCUAAAACCGCCUAAGUUCUCUGGGAAAGGUGAUCCUGAGGCUGCACCUCGAUGGGUAGAAGAACUCGAGAAAGCUUUUGAGGUGUUAGAGUGUACUGAUAACGAGAAAGCCAUCAAAGAUAGGAUAUUUCCAGAGGGUACAGCCCGGACUUGGGCUGCCUUUACUGAAAGUUUUUAUGAGAAGUAUUUCUCAGCCAGUGCUAGGGAGAGAAAGCUCGCAGAGUUUAUGAGACUCCACCAAGGUGAGAUGACAGUAGAUCAGUAUGAGGCAGAAUUUGCGAGGUUGUCUAAAUUUGCGCCGAGAAUGGUGGAGCAUCCCGAUGAUAAGGCGCGAAGAUUUCGGGAUGGAUUGAAGGCUGACAUUCGCAGCCAGUUAUUACUGGUAAAUCUGAGGACGUAUGAAGAGAUAUUUGAUAGGGCCCAAAUUCUUGAGUGA